CGACGGCUCUCUGCGAUGAAAAACCGCGAAGAGAGGAAAGCAGAUGACAGUGACACGACGGCCUUGCGAGCAGAGUGGUCGGCUAACGCGCGCGCGGCAUACACGUGUGCGUGUACACCAACAGCGCGCUGCCUUCAGUGUUGCGAGAAUCGCUGGGUGACGCUCGCGACUCACUUCCGCAGCAGUGCAGCCGAGCUCAUGCGCGUACUGAAAAGACGUCGCCGUCGACGGCGGUAUAAUCGAGGCACGAUGCUAAGGAACGUGAGAGCCGCCGUGCGAAAGAGCGCAAGCAAUGUCGAAGAAGCACGCAAGCAGAAAGAAGCAGAAAGAAGCAGCCGUCUCAAUCGUACUCUGUUCGAAGAUUGCCGAAGCGCCAGGUGCGCUAUUCAUCAGAAGCGGUGCUUGCGCCUGGAGAUCCCCAACGUCAACCAAGCCUACAUAAAGAAUCCAGGCGUGGUGCCGCUGCAGGAGAUGACGAUCGGCCAACUGCUGGAAACCGCGGCCGAGAGAUAUCCGAACCGGCACAGCGUGAUCUCGGUACACCAGAACCAGCGGCUCACCUUCUCGCAGCUGCUGCAGCGCGCCGAUCGCAUUGCGGCGGGCUUCAAGAGGAUCGGUCUGAAGAAGGGCGAUCGGAUCGGCAUCUGGGGACCCAACGACUACCAAUGGCUACUCGCUUACAUGGCCUCGUCCCGCGCCGGCCUCGUGAUCGCCGGCCUCAAUCCCAUGUACCAGUUCGGCGAGCUGGACUACUGCCUGAACAAGAUCGGCGCGAGAGCAGUGGUCGCGCCGGAAUCCUACCGCAGCCAGAACUACGCGGACAUGCUGCUCGCGGCCAAGAAGACGUCGCCUCGGCUCGACCAUGUCGUCAUCUACGGGGGCGCGCACGUGGCAGGCACUCGACGUCUCGACGAUAUCGAGAACUUACCCAGUCGAAUCGAAGUGGAAGCUGUGAGAGAGGAACAGGCUGACAUUUCACCGUGGAGCGGUACGAACAUUCAGUUCACUUCCGGUACCACGGGAGUCUCGAAAGCCACGCUCUUAGCGCACAGAUCUCUCGUUAACAAUUCUGCGCAGGGAAUGCGAAGAUUGCAGCUGGACGGCGACAAGAUCUGCAUGAACGUGCCGUUCUUUCACGCCUUCGGCAUGGUGAUGGCGGUGAGCGGCCAUCUGCACACCGGCACGACCAUCGUCCUCGAGAGCCCCACUUUCAAUCCCGCCAAGUCAGUCGAGGCGGUGAUGCGCGAGAAGUGCAGCGUCGUCUUCGGCACGCCGACCAUGUGGACCAACAUGAUUGACGUGCAAACUCGCGCGGGGGCGAGGAUCGAUUCCGUGCGCACCGGGGUGACCGGCGGAGCACCAGCCUCGCCCGAGCUCUUCAAGAGGAUUCGCGAGCACUUUGCAUUCGACAGGCUGACGACGGCGUUCGGCCUGACGGAGACCACGGCACUGGUCAACCAAACCCUGCCCGGCGAGCCCACGGAACUGACGGACACGACCGUCGGCUUCAUCUCCGACCACGUGGAAAUCAAACUUGCAGGUGACGGACGACGAGGGCGGCACCGUCCCGUUCGGCCGGGCCGGCGAGCUGCGGGUGCGGGGCUACAACGUGAUGCUCGGCUACUGGGCCGACGAGGAGGCCACCGCGCGGACGAUCACGGCGGACGGCUGGCUGCGGAGCGGCGAUCGAUACGUGCUGCGCGAGGACGGCUACGGCCAGAUAGUCGGCCGGAUCAAGGACAUGCUGAUACGCGGCGGAGAGAACAUCUUCCCCAAGGAGAUCGAGUGCUUCCUCGAGAGCCACCCGGCGGUCCUCGAGGUGCACGCGUUCGGCGUCCACGACGACGUCUACGGCGAGGAAAUUUGCGCGUGCGUUCGGCUGCGCGACGGCGCCCGGCUCACGGCCGACGAGCUGCGCCGCUACUGCGCCGGCAAGAUCGCCAAGUUCAAGAUCCCGCGCUACAUCCUCUUCAGCGAGCGGUUCCCCAAGACGGCCAGCGGUAAGAUACAGAAGUUCAGGCUGAGGGAGGCGCUCGAGGCCGAGGGAGUGGUGCCGACCAAGAGGGCCCAGUGAGCCUGUCUGUCGCCUCGAGCUGCGAUACUUUUCGCGCGCCAGGUCUUCUUACUGCGGAGAUUCCAAUCGGAUGUUUUUGAGGAAUAUAUUAAAGCUGUUGAUAAUGGAUCCAAGUCGACCGAUUUUACAUAUAAUAAAAUACACAAUAACUCUACCUAUAAUAAAAUACCUAUAAUAAAACUACCUAUAAUCA
Molecule: messenger RNA, 2267 nt
Organism: Phymastichus coffea
Lineage: Eukaryota; Metazoa; Arthropoda; Insecta; Hymenoptera; Eulophidae
Gene: Acsf2
Product: medium-chain acyl-CoA ligase ACSF2, mitochondrial
Exons: 10
Coding region: 16-2004 (662 amino acids)
Biological process (GO): fatty acid metabolic process
Molecular function (GO): medium-chain fatty acid-CoA ligase activity
Source: RefSeq, a predicted model, not a curated record